GCUAUCGAUAAUAGUAUUGAGGGCGUAGUUCCAACAAGUGCAUCUCAAUUUUCUAUUACUAAUCGUAGCUUAAGCGUUGGCUUGGCUCGCCCUAGAAUCUCAAUUUAUGUUUACUUCUUAACUUAAGUGUGUUAUUUAUUUGGUUCGCAAAAAGGGUGUACGUAGGCAGAAGGAUAAAAUGUUCCCGUCGUCGAUUUUGUGGCGCAGCUACCUGCUUUUUAUGCUGGUACUGGCCGUGGGCGUGUUCGCCCAACACGAGUGGCAGGCGCGGGAUGCUUUCGACGAGAUCAAGCGGCAGUUCGACAAAGUGAACGCGGAUAACUGUCCUAUCCAGCACCACUCAGAUCUGUUUAUGCCAAUGGACUCGGUGUCCCACAAACCCGACAUCAAGGAGGUGAACGUUAAUCCGGUGUUUCCCAAUCGUACUGCUCUGCUGCAUCUGCAAAAUAUGGCCCUUAGCAGAAGUUUCUUCUGGAGCUACAUCCUUCAGUCGAGAUUCAUUCGACCCGCUAUAAACGACACCUACGAUCCCGGCAUGAUGUAUUACUUCUUGUCCACCGUCGCUGACGUCUCCGCCAAUCCCCACAUCAACGCCUCGGCUGUGUACUUUUCGCCCAACAGCUCGUAUUCCUCAUCGUAUCGUGGUUUCUUCAACAAGACCUUCCCGAGAUUUGGGCCAAGAACCUUCCGGCUGGACGAUUUUAACGACCCCAUUCACCUGCAGAAGAUAUCUACGAUGAACACCUUUGAUGUUCAGGAUCUCGGUGCCCAUCAUCCCGAUUCUAUAUCCAAGGAUUACACCCACGACCUGUAUAAGAUCAAUGAGUGGUACCGCGCCUGGCUGCCGGACAACGUGGAAGGAAGGCAUGACACAAAGAUCACCUAUCAAGUGGAGAUUCGCUAUGCUAACAACACCAAUGAAACAUUCACCUUUCACGGACCGCCUGGCUCUGAGGAAACCCCAGGACCCAUUAAGUUCACUAGGCCGUACUUCGAUUGUGGCAGGUCCAACAAGUGGCUGGUAGCGGCCGUAGUGCCCAUUGCGGAUAUUUAUCCCCGACACACCCAGUUCCGGCACAUUGAAUAUCCCAAAUACACCGCCGUUUCGGUACUUGAGAUGGAUUUUGAGCGUAUAGACAUCAAUCAGUGUCCAUUGGGCGAAGGCAACAAGGGACCGAAUCACUUUGCUGAUACGGCGCGGUGUAAAAAAGAAACCACAGAGUGCGAGCCACUUCAAGGUUGGGGUUUCAGGCGUGGUGGCUACCAGUGUCGCUGUAAACCGGGCUUCCGGCUGCCUAACGUCGUGCGGCGACCCUAUCUGGGCGAGAUUGUGGAGCGGGCCUCGGCAGAGCAGUACUACAAUGAGUACGACUGCCUUAAAAUUGGCUGGGUCCAGAAGCUUCCCAUUCAGUGGGAGAAGGCCCCCUACCAUAUACGCCAAAAGUACUUGGACCGUCACCAGGAAUAUCGCAACUACACCACCGGCUCAAGGUCUCUUCAUGCGGAGCAUUUAAAUAUUGAUCAGGCGCUGAAGUACAUUCACGGAGUCAACUAUCGCACUUGCAAGAACUUUCAUCCACAGGAUCUGAUUCUGCGCGGCGAUGUCAGCUUUGGCGCCAAGGAGCAGUUCGAAAAUGAAGCCAAGAUGGCCGUGCGACUGGCCAACUUUAUUAGCGCCUUCCUGCAGGUAUCGGAUCCCAACGAAGUCUACUCGGGCAAACGUGUGGCCGACAAGCCGCUGACCGAGGAUCAAAUGAUCGGCGAAACCCUGGCUAUUGUCCUGGGCGACAGCAAGGUUUGGUCGGCCACAAUGCUCUGGGAGCGCAACAAGUUCACCAAUCGCACGUAUUUCGCACCCUAUGCCUACAAAACAGAGCUCAACACGAGGAAGUUUAAGGUGGAGGACCUGGCGCGCCUCAACAAGACAAACGAAAUCUACACAGAGAAGAAGUACUUUAAGUUCCUAAAGCAGCGUUGGAACACCAACUUUGACGACCUGGAAACUUUCUACAUGAAGAUCAAGAUCCGUCACAACGAGACAGGUGAAUACCAGCAGAAGUACGAACAUUACCCCAAUUCGUACAGAGCGGCCAACAUCAAGCACGGCUACUGGACGCAACCACAGUUCGACUGCGAAGGAUACGUGAAGAAGUGGCUGGUGACCUAUGCGGUUCCCUUCUUUGGCUGGGACAGCCUCAAAGUCAAGCUGGAAUUCAAGGGUGUGGUGGCCGUGUCCAUGGAUAUGACCCAGUUGGACAUCAACCAGUGCCCGGACUGGUACUACGAGCCCAAUGCCUUUAAGAACACACACAAGUGCGAUGAGCAAUCGUCCUACUGCGUUCCCAUUUUGGGUCGCGGCUAUGAAACCGGAGGCUACAAGUGUGAGUGCUUGCAGGGAUACGAGUAUCCUUUCGAGGAUCUGAUCACCUACUAUGACGGACAGCUCGUGGAAGCUGAAUAUCAAAAUAUCGUGGCUGAUGUGGAAACCCGCUACGAUAUGUUCAAGUGCCGAUUGGCCGGAGCCUCGGGUCUGCAAUCCGCCGUGGGACUUGUUGUCGCACUGAUCGGGCUCACUCUCACCCUGCUGUAUAGAUUUAGUUAAGCAACCGCACGCCAAAUAACUAACGCAAACUUCCGUCCAAACGAAACUCACAUCAAGUCCCUCCACAAAAGAUAUAAACUACAAAGCAACACAGACACAAAAUUGACACCCAAAAACAAAACGAGCUGCCAGCCCAGCUCUCCGCCGUUGCUCCCUUUGAACAUUGUCAUCAUUUAUCUGCAAGGCGAUUAAGUUGUAGACAUAAUCUAUUACAAUGAAUCUGGUUAUUUGUCAUUUCUAUCAAAGGCAGUAUAGAAGCAAGAAGCAACAGAAGCGGCAGCGGCAGCAUCGGCAGAAAAGCGCAAACAGCCGCGCCUACUGCGCUCAGAUUACGGAAAUGCCGUGUAUAGCUCGCAAUUUUUCUCCUUCGGAGAUCCUCUCUAAUGUCCGUGAAGUCGCACAGCUGUGUGUGAGUGUGUGUGCGGCGAUCGCAAACCUGUUAACAUCGGAACCCAGUUAGGCCCAGUCGUACCUACACCCAUUGCGGAGGUCGUCCAGGUCCAAGCUGAGGGUUGUUUAUGCCGUGCGCACACCUUUUUUCCUACCAACGGAUGGCACAAAAAAUCCAACGCCUGCCGUCGUGUUUUUCUUAUAUUAAAUCGUCGAUGGUCCGUUGGCUGCGAUUUUUUGCCUGAAUUAAAUAUAUAUACAUAUAUAUAUAUGGCGAUGCUGCUUAUGCCGCUGUGGCAUUUUUUCGCUUUUUGUUUUUUGCGCCUUGAUUAUCAUAUGCGCUUGAAUUUUUAUUAUCUGUACCCUGAGAACUUUUUCUAUGCGCCGCAGGAACCAGUUUCUCAGCCACUUGGUCUCCUACCAGGGCAAAAAAGAAAUCUCCAGCUUUUUCAUUAAAAACUUUAUAGCCAUAGGUAGCUGGACAGGGGCACAAAAAAUAUUUUUCACACAUUUUUCAUAGUCAUUUCAGGGCAGCAGCAGCGGUGGGCAGUAACUGUCUCAGCAUUCGGGCAACUCCUCCAUUUCCAUUUGGAAAAAUGCCAGCGUCUGCAUGAAAAUGAAACACGUUCGAGUGGCUGGCCGUGUCCGCUUUUGGUUUUGUUUUUGGUAGUCUUGUCCCCUCGACAUUCCGUAACAAAAUUUGUAGAUCAGUACAAAGAAAUAAGCAAUCGAAAGUGUAAAUUGUGCCUUAAAACUGAAUUAAGUGUUCGAACUCGAAUAAUUUUAAUAUCACAGACUAUAUCUAACGUCCGUCCAAUGGGUAGUCUACUUUAUAUUAUGUAUCUAUCAUAGUGAUAAGUGCCUUGAGAAAAUCGCAAAACUUUACAACAUUCUUUUUUAGCCUAAUGUAUAGAUUUUAAGUGACAAAUAAUUCUAAAGUAAUACAUAUACACAUUGUUCAAAUAUAUGAUUUUGUAGUAAAAACAA
Messenger RNA from Drosophila eugracilis, 3979 nucleotides. RefSeq lists its product as uncharacterized. The record is from RefSeq and is a predicted model, not a curated record. Bases 179 to 2602 code for a protein of 807 amino acids. Lineage: Eukaryota; Metazoa; Arthropoda; Insecta; Diptera; Drosophilidae. The transcript has 7 exons.